AUGGCGCCCAGUUUCCCGCUCGGUGAACACCCUGACGGCGAUCCAUUCGCGGCGCAAGAUCGCGAACGGCAGGCGAAUUCGCGCCUCGGUCGCAUGGAGGCACGCGCCCAACAGGAGGAGCAACAACGCCUCAAGCAAGAGCAGGCAGCACUGCAAGACCAUCGUACCCACACCAACACCGCAGCACCCAUCCGAGCUGGAUCAUCUACCUCUUCUUCCCAGCACGGGUCGAGUACGAAUGCGAACGGUGCGGGCACAGGAGGUCACCGAACCGCAUUCACGGUCGCCCCUCCACCUCCAGGGCGCGCCCAUCACCGCAAUAGUGCCCGUCUAUCCUCGCACAGCAGCAACACCACCAUCAACGCCACAAAAAAGAGGGAACCCGAUCUCGUCAUCAGCGACACCGAGGACAGCAGCACGACGCCGAACGCUCAAUCCCCGUCGGCGGCUUCGGCAGCAGCACCCCGCGCGGUCCCGCACUCGACAAACAUACUCCCUGCAAGAAAGCGCCCACGCGGAGAGAACGAUCAACCGUUCUCCGUGACAGUACACAGUGGGAUCCCUCAUGUUAGAACGACGGUCCCGACGCCUGUCAGGACGGCCCCGGCAAACGACGAGGCCGAUGAACCGAUGAGCGACGCGCCCGCACGCGCCGGUGAUGACUCGACACUUCUUUCGACUCCGGCCGAACCGGCGAGGAGAGGGAGGGAGAGCAGUCUCAGUAGCAUUGCUUCUUCGCCACACGCUGGGCAUACUUCUCCCUUACGCACCGGUGAAGAAGGGGAUGAAGAAGAGGAAGAGGACGAGGAAGACGAGGGAGAGGGAGAUCCCGAAGGAGAUGAUGAUGGGGAAGACGAUGAUGAGCAGGACGACGAAGACGACGACGAAGACGAAGACGACGAGGAUGAUGACGAAGAUGACGAAUACAGUGAAGCAGACUCGGAGGACGAGGACAGCAAAGUUGCGGCAUCAGUGACUCGACCCAAGACUGUCGAUGGUCGUUCGGACUCGGAUGAGAAUAUGGGGUCGCCGGGCAAGAACUCAAAGCCUGCACCGAAUGCAGUCGGCUCAACGUCUAACGGGACCGAUGAGAAGAAGGACGCCAAGCCCUCCCCUCCACCACCCGAAAUGUCAGCCGUCCGCCUCACCUACUCGUUCCCACCUCGCGGAACGGACCACGGCGUCCUGCAGAUCAGCAUCGGCGAAAUGGCGCGUGAAGCCGGCUACGAUCCCUCCAAGCACAACAUCGCUCAAGUCGCUAGCAGUGAUGGCGAAGAAGAUCACUCUGACGGGAGUGAUAGGGAAGGGAAGCAGAAGCGUGAACGGGAAGAAGCGAAGCCAGGGGAACCUUUGCCUGUCAGGCUGCCGAUCCCGGGCGUUGUAGGGCCUCCUAAGGUAAGCCUAUUCGAUUCGAACCUGACCGUUGACAGGCUGAGCUGAUCCUCUUUCGUAACCACAGCUGAAGAAGCGAAGGCGUGCACCCAACACUGUUCUUGGCCGUUUUGGUGGCUACGAUGUAGAGGACCCUUUCGUCGACGAUUCCGAGAUCAACCUCUACGAGGUAAGCAAGUACUUCGACCCGAGAUCUUACGAAAGACUUGCUCACGCCUUUCGAAUGGGAGCAUUUGGUACAGCCCAAGUUCACCGCGCAACCCAAACGUGCGGGGUUCCACGUCUGCGUCGGACCGGUCGCGAUCCUCACCAAGAGUCACCGAGGCAGGAUUCCGGGGUCCAAGAACAAGCCCAGGGUGCGUCUGCACUCAAUGUAUGUUGCGUUAUGCGCAGGCUAAAUCAUCGAGACGUGACCUGUGUCCCUGAACAGGUUUUAGGCGGACCAGAGGCAGGCGCGGGUGAGUAUUCUCCCUUUAGUGAGCGUGGGGGUCCCGCUGAUAAUAGAGGAACACGAUCUCGCAGAUGGACAUGUGGCCAUUCCUGCCGCGUCGACAUCAGUCUUGCCCACCUUUGGAGCGAUUGGACAAGGCGCUGGUGGGCCCCCAGUCAAACCUCCGAAGAAGAAGGCGAGUCAAGUCAAGUCAGGCCGAGCGAGCAAAUGCACGGGACUUUGACGGAACUAAUUCUUGUUUUUCUGGUCCCUCUAGGGCACCUUCUCGCCAGAGAUGCAGAAGGAGAUCGAUCGUCUCAAAGACGAGGUCGCCAAAGGUCAGUUGGACCCGUGCCAAUCAGAUCAUAUCGCCUGCAUGCUCUUCAGACUCUGCAUGCUCUUCAGACUAAUCCUGAAAAGGUCCAACUGGCAGAGUCGUUCGAGGUCAAGAACAAGUUUCCGCCUCGCCUUCGACCGAUCCUGGUCGACGUUGCGAUGCGCGCACUCGAACUGGACGAAUACGACGACGACUUCUUCGCCAUCAUGCCUAAGAUAUUCCCCUACAAUCUCUUCACGAUGAAGAAACUCAUCAAGCGCGAGGUAUUUCCUAAGCGCAUUGCGGCCUACGAAGCCGAACAAGAUCGACAGAUCGAGAUCAUUCGACAGAACGUCGUGGAGUUGUUGCCGAUCUCGAAGAAGAACCAUGCGGAGGAUUAUGCGCACUACAGGGCUGAAAGGGCGGCGUGGGAAGAGAAGGAGCGCAAGAGGCUUGAAGGGGGUGGGGGGACACCUGAGCCUAUACAGGGGGGAUUCCCUUUGAUUGCAGGAGUGGCAGCGGCGACGGGUUCCGAUGGUGAGGACGCGACGGGACCAGGCUUGGCUACGACUGGACGUGAGUCUCGAUCUUCCAAUGACAACGGAGCGAUAUCAGUGUGGAGGCUGACCAAUUGGAUCCUCUUUUCGUUCGCCCAGCUCGCGAGCCAAUCUACAAGUUCCGCUUCAACGAAGCGAUGAGGAUCGCCUUGUACAAUGCGUGCGAGAUCGGGGACAGGAUGAGCGAACUGAUCGUCGAGAAGCAGUGAGUCGACACCGCCUCGUAGACACGAAUGGUCUUGGUCUGAGUUUGCGGUGGAUGGUGUCGCCUUCUCACAGAGAAUUGGAGAAGGCCGUCGAACAAGGCCAGAAAGUCCACUCGGCCGCGAACGACCGCAAGAUCUUGUAUGCCAAGGUCAGUCAAACCCCGCUAGUUCGCGCGUGCAGUCUCGUUCCGGCGCGCUGACCGUCAGACUCGCACUUGCUCUUGAUCCAGCUUCUCAAAUUCUGGCCCAGUGGGGACAUGACCUCCAACCAACUGUCACGAGAGAGUAAGCACACCAUCCCACGUCCCCCGAUCAAGCACCUCUCACUCAGGCCUCGACGUCCUCUCCCACCGCAGUGA
Molecule: messenger RNA, 3260 nt
Organism: Microbotryum saponariae
Lineage: Eukaryota; Fungi; Basidiomycota; Microbotryomycetes; Microbotryales; Microbotryaceae
Source: the annotation of a GenBank genome assembly